Molecule: messenger RNA, 1114 nt
Organism: Effrenium voratum
Lineage: Eukaryota; Dinophyceae; Suessiales; Symbiodiniaceae
Source: the annotation of a GenBank genome assembly
CUCUCCGAUUCAGCUUUUAGCAGAGCCACAUUCUGACAGAGCAAGUUGCCAAGGCGUCGAAGUCGAUCUGGAUCAUGGUUCUAUGUGCUUCAGAAGACUGCAGGCGCAGCUGGCUGCGAGCGGCAGCCUCGAAUACUUCCAGGAGGUGAUUCAAGUGGCACCUCCCCAUGUUUGGACCGCCAGUGUCCUGACCACAGCUGCCUGGAUGGGUCUUGGAUGCCUAUGGCCACGUUUUUACUGGCGACCCAAGGCUUGGCACCGAGCGGCCAAGCAUUCAGCGAGAGGUGCAUGUCGCAUCCUAGUGAAGCGACACCGCCAGCAGAUGCCAGAAUUCAAGCCAAAGAGCAUCGCAUGUAUUGUUUGGGCCUGGGGCAAGUUGCGCGUGAAGGAGCAAGACCUCCUGGAACACAUCUGCAAGACCAUUCCAGGCUCUUUGCCUCAGUUCUCCACCAGGGACCUGGCCAACGUGAUCUACGGCCUCGGCCUGCUUGGCCACCGGGAAGAGGCUGUCCUGGGCCUUCUCUGCGAGCGCUUGGCCGAGAAGCUGCCCGAGUCCAACGGGCAGACCAUGGCGAACGCGGUCUACGCGCUGUGCCUCCUGCGGUUCAAGCACCGCGGCUUCUUGACCGCGCUCUGCGAGCAAGCCCCUGAACGCGUGCCGCAGUUUAAAUGUCAAGAGCUCUCCAUUUCGGUCUACUCCCUCGCGCUGCUGCGCGUCCGCAACGAGCGGCUGCUGAAUUCGCUGUGUGCGGCAGCGCAGCCGCGGCUCGCAGAGUUCAGCCCUCAGAACAUCUCCAACCUCGUCUACGGCCUUGGCAUCCUGCGCUGCUCCUCACCGCUGCCAGCCGCGGCCUGCCACUUCUCGGCCGGCCGCUUGGCCCACUUCACCGCCCAGGGUCUGUCCAACAUGACCUAUGCGCUGGGUCUUUUGCGCCUCCCUCAUGGAGUUUUCCUAAAGCAUUUGUGUGCUGAGCUUUCAGAACGUGCGAAGGAGCUGGAGCCCCAACAUAUUGGCAACAUCUCCUACGCCCUGAGUGAGAUGGGCUUCCGGAGAUGUUAUGCUGAUGAGAUUCGUGCGAGAGUCCCAAAAGAGAAAACAUGGUGCGCUGCGUAG